UUUUUUAUGAUUCAGAUAAUUUUCUACAUGUGUUUUCUAUGCACAUGCCAAAUUUCAACUAAAAAUAAAGCUCCGCAGAUAGUUUAAUUAGUGUAGAACUUUUGGUACCUAAUUUUGGUUUUUCUGAUGUUUUUUUUGUUAAGCGAAAAACGGGGGCGGAUAGGGGGGCCGACUUUACAAAAAAAAAAAUUAAUCCUUAUUUUGUAUUAUUUUGAUUUUUAUUAUUAGAUUAAAAUAAAGCAUGAACUCUGAGGACAGAACUCUACUUGCAUCCCUAACAGAUCCUGCUGCUCAUUAUGAAGCCUUUUUGAGAUAUCUUCGAUCUACCCAGCCUACCACUUCAACAUCUUCAUCCGCAAUGAGUGUUCUUGUUCCAUCCUCAACUGCAUUGAGUGUUCCAUCUACACCUGCUAUAAUUGUUACAUCUUCAGCUGCUACAAAUGUCCCACGACCUCCACAACAAGAUGUGCAACCUUCUGCUGACUUAACAUAUGGUGCCUAUAGGAGAUAUAGGGACCAGCACCCUGGACCGAUUAGCAAUCGAUCAUAUUUGCGAUGGGUCCGGUUAGGAGGGAAUGAUGGUGAAUCAUUCAGCUGGGCCUAUCAUCCUCCUAACAGGGGUGCUGGGAGCUACAGCAGAAGAGGAAGCCAUGGUGGAGGUCGUGGGCGAAGAAGGAAUGGUGGCGGCCUCACCGUAAAUGGUGGCAUACACUAUUACUAGGCGCCGCCAUUUCUGUUUUUUUUAAAAAUAAAUCUAUAACAUUA
Messenger RNA from Hydra vulgaris (swiftwater hydra), 765 nucleotides. RefSeq lists its product as uncharacterized. NCBI's taxonomy places the organism in Eukaryota, Metazoa, Cnidaria, Hydrozoa, Anthoathecata, Hydridae. The record is from RefSeq and is a predicted model, not a curated record.